Cicer arietinum (chickpea) is the source of this 1479-nucleotide messenger RNA. RefSeq names its product pro-cathepsin H. Lineage: Eukaryota; Viridiplantae; Streptophyta; Magnoliopsida; Fabales; Fabaceae. The record is from RefSeq and is a predicted model, not a curated record. Gene Ontology annotation, molecular function: cysteine-type peptidase activity. Gene Ontology annotation, biological process: proteolysis.
CUUCUUUAGAAACCAACCAAUAGAAAUUAAAAUAGUGAUAGUAUAAAAUGGUAGUAAAGAUCAUCUGUGAUGAGAUUCAAGAAUUAAAGAAUAGAAGUUAGAGGCAAAGUUUUGGGAGAGAGUAAGAUGGCACAGUGGUCGCUACUCAUCGUGUUGUUCUGCGUCGCCACCGCCGCCGCCGGAUUGAGCUUCGACGACACCAACCCUAUUCGGAUGGUGUCGGACAUGGAGGAACAGCUACUUCAAGUGAUCGGAGAAAGUCACCACGCUCUCUCCUUCGUCCGCUUCGCUAAUAGAUACGGAAAGCGAUAUGAUACCGUGGAUGAGAUGAAGCGUAGAUUUAAUAUCUUCACCGAUAAUCUUGAACUUAUCAAAUCUACUAACAAGAGACGCCUCGGUUACACUCUCGGUGUUAAUCAUUUUGCUGAUUGGACUUGGGAGGAGUUCAGAACACACAGACUUGGUGCUGCUCAAAAUUGCUCUGCUACUCUUAAGGGUAACCAUAAGAUUACUGAUGCUAAUCUUCCUGAAGAGAAAGACUGGAGGAAAGAAGGAAUAGUCAGCCAUGUUAAAGAUCAAGGCAGCUGCGGAUCAUGCUGGACAUUCAGCACAACUGGAGCAUUGGAAGCAGCUUACGCACAGGCCUUUGGAAAGAAUAUCUCUCUUUCUGAGCAGCAGCUAGUGGACUGUGCUGGUUCUUUCAAUAACUUUGGCUGCAGCGGUGGUUUGCCAUCCCAAGCCUUUGAAUACAUUAAAUACAAUGGUGGCCUUGAGACAGAGGAAGCAUAUCCCUACACCGGAGAAAAUGGUCUCUGCAAAUUUACAUCUAAAAACGUUGCUGUUCGAGUCCUUGAAUCUGUCAAUAUCACCUUGGGUGCUGAGGAUGAGUUGAAACAUGCAGUUGCAUUUGCUCGGCCUGUUAGUGUGGCAUUUCAGGUGGUGGAUGACUUCAGAUUAUACAAGAAAGGAGUUUACACUAGUACAACUUGUGGCAGCACGCCCAUGGAUGUGAAUCAUGCUGUUCUUGCUGUUGGGUAUGGAGUUGAAGACGGUGUACCAUAUUGGCUCAUUAAAAAUUCGUGGGGAAGUGAGUGGGGUGACCAUGGCUACUUCAAGAUGGAAAUGGGGAAGAAUAUGUGCGGUGUUGCAACUUGUUCCUCCUAUCCUGUUGUGGCCUAAAUAGUAAGGUGGGAUGUGAUGCCCGAAAGGCUGCCCUGGCGACUUCCAUCUUGUACGUUAUGCUUUGUAGUUGUCCAUCGUGAACGUAAAAUGUCCCGAUACGAUGAUAAGUCUUUGUUGAUAGUUGUCUGAUGAUAAGUCUUUGUUGAUAUUUGUCUGUAAAAUAAGUUUGGUGAUCAGAUGUCAUUUCUUAUAUAUGCCAUAUGCCACAUUACAGAAUAAGAUUGUAAAUCAUGUAACAUAGAGACAUAAUAAACUUUAUUUGCUGUAGCAAUUCAAGGAUGGCAUGCUGGGUGUUUA